GGUUGAAUAAACAAAGACCUGUUCUCUUAUCUUGUGUUUAUCUUCUUCUUUAUAACUGAAUUAUAUUCAUCAUUAGCAGUACAAAGCCACGUCGCUUUGUCCUUAGAUUCAUCCGUAAUACACGUGGCAUUUUAUUCGAUAAAAAAGAAGUCUUUCUCGAGUCGAAUGUUUGAUACGAGCUCAAGAACCCAGAUUGUCACGAUUGCCAGAGCACCUCUACCCAAAACAUCGCUUAUUAUACGCCAAUAUCUCGAUUCUCACUCAAGUCUGAAAUACUGCAGCUAAGCGCACCAUUGUUCAUUUUAUUUUAAUAACACAAUACUGCAAUAUGGAGUAUAGAAAGCUGCUUGUUGCUGGCUUCAUGCUGAUAUGCCUGGCGAUCCCCGUGCUCAGUGACGACGAUGUAGAGAUUGAAGUUGAAGAUGAGGAAGAAGUUGAAGAGUUUGAAGGACGUCGUGAUCAGAUGCCUCCUCCUGAGAUCGAAUGGGAGAAUAUCAAGGCUGUAACGAAGUGUAGGAAGAGAUUGACAGACGAUGACACGGCUGGUAUUCACUUUGUUGGAAAACUUGCCUCUGACGGAUCCAUCUUUUAUGACAGUCGUGAAGACAACGUGAAAGAUGAGUGGCAAUCGUUCCCGAUGGGUGUCGGUGAGAGCAUCAAGGGUCUCGAACUCGGGAUCUUGGGAAUGUGUAAAGAUGAGAUCAGGAAAGUCGUCGUCGAACCCGAGAUGGUAAAAAACGGACGACACCUUUUCGAUCCCAACGACGGAAAGAUCCCGCGUGGACAGAAAUUAAUCUUCGAGGUCGAGUUGAUGCAGAUGGGUCCAAACUACAUCAAGGGAUUACCAAACAUGUUCAAGGUUUAUGAUACCGACAAGGAUAACUUACUCUCUCAUGGCGAGAUCAAGGAAUACCUGAUUAAGGACGGUACCUUUGGACCAGACGGACCCCUCGUCAGUAAACUAGCUAAAGAAGUCAUUGAUAAAGACGAUCGUGAUAAGGACGGGUCCCUUACUUGGAAAGAGUUCUCAGGACCAAAACACGACGAGCUCUAGGACUUUAGGCUUAGAUCUACAAUUUCAAAGUUUUCAUAUUUUUUCUUGUCAUCCAAAUUGAAAUUUUGUCGUGAAAGAGAGGACGGUACUUAGGCAAUUAAGCGCAUACGAUGGCGAUAUGAUAUGAGUUGAUUUCAACAUUAAUUGACAAUAAUGAUGAAGAAAGUUAAAGUUAUAGUGCUCAGUUUAGUAUUAGUGGUAGAAGCGUAUUUAGAAACAAGCUGUCUAGAAACUAUUUCAAGUUGUAGAGUUAAAUCUGAACCCGAAGGACAACAUUGAAAUGUGGCAAUUUCUAGGUCCAAAGGGUGAAUUACUCUUUAAUAAACAUGACUUGUAUACCCCGGUACUUCUAAUAGAGAGUAUCAUGAGCAAUUCUGUUUCAUUGCUUUCAUAAUGUUUUGGCUACAGUCUACGAGACCGACAUUUCCGGUCUAGCGUGCCCUCUGAGGGUUCACCAUACCGACGAUCUACGAGACCGAUAUUUUUCUAUCUUCCCUCAUUCAAUCAGAAAAUGCAUUUCUUUAUCUGGUUUGCCAGUCUCGUGGGCUGUCGGUCUAUUGGGAUGACCCUCGACCGAUACCUUAUGAGACCGAAAUGUUGGUCUCGUGGGCUUUUUGAACACUUUUCUUAGGGUUUCGAGAAUUUUGUCGGUCUACUUGUAUGCCCCGAUAUUCUUCCACUUCAAAAUGAAAGUACAAAUCUUUUCAACCUUCACCAUGCAUCCUUCUCAAACUCGGGUUCCCACCUUGCAAAAAUUACCAGGGGUAAAUCUCCUGUUCUUAUGGGGAUAUUGUUUGUUUCCUCCUUAUUCCUGUAACUAUUGAUACCAUUGCACAUUCUUUUCGUGUUUUUUGCGUUUGGUUGUUCCAGACUGCAAGUUCUUAUUUUCUUUAUUGCUUACUAAUUGAUACCCAAAAGCUCGUUAAAAAAUCCUUGGUACCCAAAAGCUCAUACCAGAUUAAGGACUAUUGAUGAUAUUUUAACAUUUAUAAAUCAUUGUAAUCUUUAUCUGCCUAAAAAUGUUCUUGAUAAUGCAGGAGUACUCUCAUUUCGUUAUUCUUUUUCUCUUCUUGUACCGUAUGUAGUAUAUUACAAUGCCCUAAUAAGGAGCCUGACACUUGAGCACUAUUAUUACCAUUACUAUAAAGGAUUGUCGUUUGAUUGAUAAAAUAAUAAUCAUAUUACAAUUCCCUUCCUUCAAACGUUUCAUGACCAAUGUGUCCAAAAAUAAUUUUAUCUUAUCAUUUGAUUCCUUAUUAUUCACAGAAAUCAUAACAUUUCAAAUGGCUCUAUUUUGUAUAACUUCAGUGUCCCAAUCCAUUCAUAUCUGGUAGCAGAGCUAUAUAGCUAUAUAGCGCCCUCUUAACACGGCUGUUAUUUUCAUGGGGGUUGUUGAGUCAUAGAUCAGAUAAAA
This is a messenger RNA of Strongylocentrotus purpuratus (purple sea urchin), 2468 nucleotides long. Its product is annotated as peptidyl-prolyl cis-trans isomerase FKBP14. Lineage: Eukaryota; Metazoa; Echinodermata; Echinoidea; Camarodonta; Strongylocentrotidae. The transcript has 4 exons. The coding region runs from base 329 to 1054 and encodes 241 amino acids. The record is from RefSeq and is a predicted model, not a curated record. Gene Ontology annotation, molecular function: calcium ion binding; peptidyl-prolyl cis-trans isomerase activity.